CCACCGCCUGUCCUUCCCCCUCCUCCUCCCUCUCGCGCCUUCUUCCUUUCUCGCUUCUCUCCUCCAGGGUCAGACUGUGCUCACUUGAUUUCAGGCAAACACCACCAACACCCCCAGCAGCUCCAGAAGCUCAAUCAGCAACAGCGGAGGGAAGGCCCGGGAGCUGCCUGCAGCCAUGUCGGCCCUCAACCUGAUCAUUCUGGGCCUGCUCGCUUCAGUGCCACCUGCCAGCUGUCAACAAGGCUUGGGGAAGCUGCAGCCCUGGAUGCAGGGCCUCAUCGCAGUGGCCGUGUUCCUGGUGCUCGUUGCAAUUGCUUUUGCCGUUAACCACUUCUGGUGCCAGGAAGAGCCGGAGCCUGGAAACAUGGUCAUGACAGUUGGGAACAAGGCAGAUGGGAUCCUGGUGGGAACGGAUGGAAGGUACUCCUCCAUGGUGGCCAGCUUCAGGUCCAGUGAGCACAAGAAUGCCUAUGAGAACGUCCUCGAGGAGGAGGGCAGGGUCCGCAGCACCCCCAUGUGACCUGGCCCACCCGAGACUCUCGGGCACCUGAGAUUGAGGCUGAACACCACCACCCAGCCGCUGCCUUCUCUGUGCAGGAAUCUACAAUCCAAUCAAGGACUGACUUCGCCAGGCCUCCCUUGAAUUCCAGCCAGUCAAGGUUGGGACUCAGACCAUGUCCAGGUUGGCUGCUGGUGUGGCCCGGGGUCUUCCUGGAUGCCUCCCACCCAAUUCAGAAGAGCCAUGGAAAACACAGCCAGUUUAGCCUCCCACACUGCCUCCCAUCCUCCCUCAUAACUAUGGAAAUGACCCUUAUUUCUGUGAAAUAAAGACUUUUUGUACUUCUGGGGCUGAGGCUCAGAAACAGCCCCUCAGGCUUCCAGGGA
Molecule: messenger RNA, 885 nt
Organism: Sciurus carolinensis (gray squirrel)
Lineage: Eukaryota; Metazoa; Chordata; Mammalia; Rodentia; Sciuridae
Gene: Pdzk1ip1
Product: PDZK1 interacting protein 1
Exons: 4
Coding region: 176-520 (114 amino acids)
Source: RefSeq, a predicted model, not a curated record